AUUUCAUGUAUGGCAGCCUUUACAGUGCUUAUCGAGAUGGUGCGCGCUCGGCAAGAUCGAAUUUGCUAUACGUGCGACCGCGAACGCAGUGUUUCCUCAUAGUAGCAUUUCCGUCGACGUCCCGUUCAUUGUACAGUUAUCGUAUUGCCGGAGUAUUAUUUAAACAGCACCGAGGUAGUCGCUGUAGUCAGUGCAGUCGUAAAGUCGUCGUUCGCUCCGCUCAUCGCGGCUCGUGGUCGGUCCGUUCAGUCGUGGUCAGUCGGACGGUACGAACGGAACGGAAGGGAAGGGAGCGUCCGGCUCGUGGUGUAUAUUAAUUUGUGCCGUUCUCGAUGCUUCUCGAUGCUUUCGCAGAAAUCUGAUGACGAAUACAUUAUUUAUCAUAACAGAGGGAUCUGCAGUAAACUAUUCUAUUCUGAGCAAUGAGUCCGCAAAGUCAUAAGAACAAUCUAACUCCAAAGGACAUGCAGUCUAACGGAUAUUCUGCUGCCAAUACCAUGGCCAAAGAAGCAAGGAAUCAUUCAUCUCCUUGUGAGUCAGUGGAUUCAAUGCCUUGGUUUGGAAUGGACAUAGGUGGUACAUUAUGCAAAUUAGUGUACUUUGAGCCAAAGGAUAUAACGAGAGAUGAAGCAGAUGCAGAAGUUGAGAUAUUGAAAAAUAUUCGUCGAUAUCUCACUAAAAAUUCGGCAUAUGGAAAAACUGGCCAUCGUGAUACGCAUUUACAAAUGGAUAACAUCUGUAUUAGAGGCAGACGAGGAACCUUACAUUUUAUUAGAUUUCCCACAAGUGAAAUGGGAAAUUUUUUAGCAUUAGCAAAAUCAAAAGGUAUGGCAAAUCUUGUGACUACUGUUUGUGCCACUGGGGGUGGUGCUUUUAAAUUCGAAGAUAAUUUUAAAAAGGAAGUAAAUAUGAAUUUGGCAAAAUUUGAUGAAUUAGAUAGUUUAAUACGCGGGAUGCUCUACAUAGAGACCACGAAUCCACAUGAAUGCUAUUAUUGGUCGAAUCCUACCGAUGACAGCAAAUGCCAAAAAGUACCCUAUGAUUUUUCUGAACCAUAUCCUUUCUUGCUCGUUAAUAUAGGCUCCGGAGUAAGCAUAUUAGCUGUAUAUGGACAAGAAAAUUUUAAAAGAAUAUCUGGAACAAGCUUAGGUGGUGGUACAUUCUUGGGAUUAUGCUGUCUUCUUACUGGAUGUAACACUUUUGAAGAAGCAAUAGAACUAGCAACAGGCGGCGAUAAUACAAGAGUGGAUAAAUUGGUUAAAGAUAUAUACGGCGGUGAUUAUGGUCCUUUCGGUCUUCCUGGAGAUUUAGUUGCGAGCAGUUUUGGACAAAUGAAUUCCAAAGAUCGUAGAAAUACUGUCACAAAGGAAGAUCUGGCGCGUGCAACUCUUGUUACUAUCACAAAUAAUAUUGGUUCUAUCGCGCGUAUGUGUGCUGUUAAUGAAAAAAUUGAAAGGGUUGUAUUUGUAGGAAAUUUUCUCAGAGUAAAUCCCAUAUCAAUGAAAUUGUUGGCCUAUGCUAUGGAUUAUUGGUCUAAAGGAACUUUGAAAGCCCUGUUUUUGGAACAUGAAGGUUAUUUCGGAGCGGUGGGAUGUCUAUUACAAUUUAAUGGCGAAUCGAGCUAAACAAUGGAGAAAUAGUUAUAUAACAUAUAGCAUUCCAUAUGACCAACUUCGCAGAACAUUUCUCGAGUGAGCAAGAUUAUUCGACAUAAUUAUAUUUAUUUUUGUUACAUUUUUUUUUCAAUUAAUCAUGAAUCUACAAUUUAUUGUGUAAUCAUUUAUAUUAAUAUAGAAAGCCUUAAUAUUUAUGCAGUAAGAUUAAGGGAAUAUUUGUCAAGUGUCGUUGUAUAAUUUAUCACUAUUUUAAUGUAGGAAAAAAUAAUUGUCAAAAUAUUUCUAAUUUUGGUCGGAGGGUUAUUUUGCUAUAAUUGUUUAAUUAUGAGCACAAAUCUAACACAACUCGGCAAAUAGAAUCUAUAAUGGACCAAAUCCAAAAGGAUAAAGGAUAGUCUCUCCUUCCGAUGUUUUAUUACAUGCCGCAUAGACUAGUUCUACCUCAUAAUUUAUAUUGUAAAGUUUUUCUACAAAUGUGCACACAGAUUUUUAUGUAUAUAGGUAAUAUGGCAAUCAUUAUUACACUUACAUAUCUUUUCUCUUUGUAAGUUUAUAAUCGAAUAAAACUAUUAUGUAGCGGUAAAUACUUUCGCACUGAUUGUUAAUAUUAGUAAUUUUGUUGUUAAUGCAUUGUAUGUUACA
Trachymyrmex septentrionalis is the source of this 2258-nucleotide messenger RNA. RefSeq names its product pantothenate kinase 3 (gene fbl). Gene Ontology annotation, biological process: coenzyme A biosynthetic process. Gene Ontology annotation, cellular component: nucleus; cytosol. Gene Ontology annotation, molecular function: pantothenate kinase activity; ATP binding. The coding region runs from base 423 to 1625 and encodes 400 amino acids. The record is from RefSeq and is a predicted model, not a curated record. The transcript has 10 exons. Lineage: Eukaryota; Metazoa; Arthropoda; Insecta; Hymenoptera; Formicidae.